UUAUAUAGAAUAAAAAACCACGGCGAGAAAGAGCGGACAGGCGACUCGCGAGGGCAGGACACAGACGGAAGCCGGGGAAAUGGCCGAUGAUGACGUCCCCCAACCAUCUUCCCAGUACCGUCGAGAAGCGUUCAAGGCCUCAGGUUUUUGAGCCUCAACUCGAUUUGGUGGGGUGAUAGAAAGGUCUGACUAGGUUAAUGGAGCCAACUGUUUGCACCAACUAGUUGAUGACCGUCAAAACCAGUACAUGGAUCUAUUGAAGGACUUCUAUAAUCGUUACAUAAUACUUCUGCACAACGGAGGCGGCAACUUGCAGUUGCAGUAGGAAAAGAGAAACGAGAGGCCUUGAUACGGGCAAAACGCUUGUGCCGAGAAGCAUUUUUUGAAGAUAAUGAAGUUUCAUUGGAAAGGGACAUGGACACUGAUGAGGAAAAAACAAUUUUGGAUGCUCAAACUUCUCAAACUGUGGAUGAUCUAAAAUCUGCACUGACAUACCAUGGAAAGGGAGCUACACAAAAAAAGGUGGAAACGUUACGUGAGCUGAGGCGGCUGUUAUCGAAAUCUGAAGUCCCUCCUGUCAAAGCAGCUCUCCAAGCUGGAGUCAUUCCUCUCCUGGUGCAGUGCUUAGCUUUUGGCUCACCAGAUGAACAGUUGCUUGAGGCAGCUUGGUGUCUUACUAAUAUAGCUGCUGGGGACCCAGAAGAAACAAAGUCGUUAAUGCCCGCACUUCCUUUGCUUGUUGCUCACAUCGGAGAGAAGAGUUUGGUGGCCAUUGCUGAGCAGUGUGCUUGGGCUUUGGGAAAUGUUGCCGGUGAAGGAGAAGAGCUGAGAAAUAUUUUACUUGCACAAGGAGCUCUAUUACCUCUUGCACGUUUAAUGAUGUCUGAUAAAGGUUCCACUGCAAGGACAGCUGCAUGGGCGUUAUCGAAUCUCCUUAAGGGACCCCAUCCUAAAGCUGCAUCAGAACUGAUAAAAAUCAAGGGGGUAAUUGAUGCAAUUGUGCAACACCUAAGGAAAGAGGAUGAUGAGUUGGUGACUGAAGUAGCAUGGGUGGUUGUUUAUCUGUCAGCCCUUUCAGAAGUGGCUGUUGGUUUACUAUUAAAGAAUGAUGUUGCUCAACUCCUAGUCGGAAAGUUAGCUGCAUCUGAGAGUUUGCAGUUGCUAAUUCCGGUGCUUCGCAGUUUGGGUAAUCUUGUAGCUGCUGAUGGCUAUAUGACAGACAAGAUCCUAAUUGUUGGAUAUAACAUCACAGAACAAUUAUUAUCUGGGUUGAUAAAAUGUUUGAAAAACGAGCAUCGGGUCUUGAAAAAGGAAGCUGCAUGGGUUCUAUCUAACAUAGCAGCAGGAUCUAUCAAGCACAAGGAGUUGAUCUAUUCUAGUGAGGCAAUGCCUUUAUUGAUUCAUCUUCUAUUAAAUGCAACAUUUGAUAUCAGAAAAGAAGUAGCAUAUACUCUUGGAAACCUAUGUGUUGCCCCCUCAAAGGAUUUAGAACAGCCAAGCAUAAUUGUGCACCACCUGGUUUCACUCAUAGAACAUGGAUGCCUUCCUGGCUUUGUGCAUUUGGUUCGAUCUGUGGAUAUUCAAAGUGCAAGAUUGGGACUUCAGUUUUUGGAACUGGUUAUGAGGGGAAUGCCAAAUGGUGAAGGCCUAAAACUCGUCGAGGAGGAUGGAAUCGACGCAAUGGAACGAUUCCAGUUUCACGAGAAUGAAGAGAUCAGGAACAUGGCUAAUGGUCUAAUCGACAAGUAUUUUGGUGAGGACUAUGGCCUCGAUGAGUAAGAAGGCACUCACGUCACCUUCACUGACUUUUUUCUCGGGUUCUUUGGUGUUCUUGAUGUACAAAUUUAAGAGUUGCCAACUCUAAAUAAUGUUUUUAGAAUUCUUUUGUUGGCUCAAAAAUAGCGUACAAUUGACAGAAUACCAGGGGAUGUCUGUUUGUGGUGGUUUGAUUAAUUUAGAUUGUACUCUGGCGAAAUUGUGAUAAUAUUCUCUAAAGAUUUAAUAGCAUCUUUAAAGUA
Messenger RNA from Zingiber officinale, 2018 nucleotides. Its product is annotated as importin subunit alpha-2-like. Gene Ontology annotation, molecular function: protein binding; nuclear import signal receptor activity. Gene Ontology annotation, cellular component: nucleus; cytoplasm. NCBI's taxonomy places the organism in Eukaryota, Viridiplantae, Streptophyta, Magnoliopsida, Zingiberales, Zingiberaceae. Gene Ontology annotation, biological process: NLS-bearing protein import into nucleus. Bases 415 to 1779 code for a protein of 454 amino acids. The transcript has 12 exons. The record is from RefSeq and is a predicted model, not a curated record.